AUGGUUCGGCUGGCGAGGUCGAAAAGUACGGUGUCUGUGAAGUCUGCUGUACUAAGCGUGAAGCUGCCUCAGCAUCUUCAAAACAGCAUGACUGAGAAAUCCUAUGUGAGUUCGUUUUACCUCAUUAGAGGUCACGGAUUACAAGUGUUCCGCGCUGCUUUGACAGCAACAAGCGCGAAUUCUCGUGGAAAAGCCCCGUAUUCCGGUCAGUUCCGCGGCAGGUCAGCUCACCUGCGCUCGCCACAGCCAGCAUUGGUCGUUCUGGACGUCUCAAGCCGUAUGCCAACUCUAUGGCACUUCGCUAAGUAUAUUAAUAUCCCGUACCGCAGCAAACUGACGGAGAAGAUCGAACCCGGACAGACGCUGAUUAUUCGAGGGAGAACUAGUGAGGAGGCAAAGAGGUUCAACAUAAACCUUCACAAAGACAGUCCAGACUUCAGUGGCAACGACGUUCCACUUCACGUGAGCGUUCGGUUCGAUGAGGGUAAACUCGUUUUCAACUCUUACACGAAAGGUGCUUGGGGUAAGGAAGAAAGACAGAAGAACCCGGUGAAGAAGGGUGAUGGAUUUGACAUUCGAAUUCGAGCACACGACAACAAAUUCACUGUCUCCAUCAACCGCAAAGAGGUGAAAUCGUUCGAACAUCGCAUUCCACUGCAGCACGUCACUCACCUAAGCAUCGACGGCGAUGUGGUGUUGAACCACGUGCAGUGGGGUGGCAAGUACUACCCAGUGCCGUAUGAAUCUGGCAUCGCUGAAAAUGGUCUCAUUCCUGGCAAAACUCUGGUCAUAUAUGGAACGCCAGAGAAAAAAGCGAAGAAGUUCAACAUAAAUCUACUAAAGAAGAAUGGUGACAUUGCGCUGCAUUUCAAUCCGCGUUUCGACGAGAAGGCAAAGGGUUUUAUCUGCGGCAAAAUCAAGCCUGGCUGUGUGAUCAGAAACUCCCUCGUGAACGGUGAAUGGGGUAACGAGGAGCGUGAGGGCAAGAACCCCUUUGAGAAGGGUGUCGGUUUUGACUUGGAAGUAAAGAAUGAGGAGUACGCCUUCCAGAUUUUCGUGAACGGCGAAAGGUUCGCCUCCUACGCGCACCGCAUCGACCCGCACGAAAUCGGUGGCUUGCAGAUCCACGGCGACGUGGAGCUGACCGGAAUCCAAAUUGUCGGCAACUAA
Molecule: messenger RNA, 1170 nt
Organism: Necator americanus (New World hookworm)
Lineage: Eukaryota; Metazoa; Nematoda; Chromadorea; Rhabditida; Ancylostomatidae
Exons: 12
Coding region: 1-1170 (389 amino acids)
Molecular function (GO): carbohydrate binding; galactoside binding
Source: RefSeq, a predicted model, not a curated record